AUGUUGCUCAAGGCCUUCUACGGACUCGCGCUAUUGCGCAGCGUCUCUGGCGCCGCUGUGCAGCGAAGACAGACAACUGGUAAUAUCGAUGACUGUCCUGGAUACUCAGCAACGAACAUUGUCAACACCGCUACUGGCCUCACUGCUAAAUUGACCUUGGCUGGAGCGGCGUGUAACGCCUACGGAACGGACAUCCAGAACCUUGUUCUUGCUGUGAAUUACGACUCGGAAAAGCGACUACAUGUCAAGAUUGAGGAUGAGGGCAAAGUCGCCUACCAGGUGCCAACUAGCGUGUUCCCAACACCAGACAGCAACAAUUCGGUGCCAUCUAGUGAUGCUACCCUUGCUUUCUCGAUGGAGCAAAACCCCUUCAGCUUCAAGAUCACUCGUAAAUCAAACCAUGAAGUCCUCUUCGACACUUCGAAAUCGCCUAUUGUCUUCGAGGACCAGUACCUCCGUCUGCGUACUGCUUUGCCUGAGAACCCUAACAUCUUCGGUCUUGGUGAACACUCUGAUUCUUUGCGCCUGAACACAACCAACAACACCCGUACGCUGUGGUCAAGAGAUGCCUAUGGUAUCCCUUCAGGCACAAAUCUCUACGGUAACCACCCUAUCUACUUUGAUCACAGAGUGGAGUCAGGUACCCACGGUGUCUUCCUUCUCUCAAGCGCAGGUAUGGAUAUCAAGAUCAACAAAACCGAGGCAGACGGUCAAUACCUCGAGUACGACACUAUGGGAGGUGUCAUCGAUUUGUAUAUCCUGGAUGGCCCAACUCCCAUCGAGGUUGCCCAAGAGUACAGCAGUGUCACCCAAAAGGCCGCUAUGAUGCCCUACUGGGGCUUCGGCUUUCACCAAUGCCGCUAUGGAUAUCGCGAUUUCUACGCCAUUGCCGAAGUCGUCGCCAACUACAGCGCUUCCGGUAUCCCUCUGGAAACUAUGUGGACAGAUAUCGAUUACAUGUAUGAGCGAUACAUCAUGACGACCGAUCCUGAUCGUUUCCCUCUCGCUCGUGUUCGUGAAUACGUCAAUUAUCUCCAUGAGCACAACCAGCACUAUAUCGUGAUGGUGGAUCCCGCUAUUGCUUACCAGACAAAGCGUGAGUACGGUCUGCCUUACGAGGCGUUCCUUCGUGCUCGCGAUCAGGGCAUCCUUCUUCAGAAGAAUGGAUCUAUCUACCAGGGUGUUGUCUGGCCCGGUGUUACCGCAUUCCCUGACUGGUUCCACCCUGAUACCGCGGCAUACUGGAACAGCGAGUUUGCCGAGUUCUUCGACGCCGAGACUGGUGUCGACAUCGACGCACUUUGGAUCGACAUGAACGAAGCUGCCAACUUCAACUACUUCAAUGCGAACCCUCAAGACAGUGCGGAGGACCGUGGCUUCCCUCCUACUAGACCUGCAAUCAGAUCGGCGCCUCGUCCCAUCCCUGGCUUCCCUGCAGCAUUCCAGCCUAACGCCAGUAGUCCUUACCCUCCUGAUGAUCUCGCAUACGCUCCUCCAUGGCUCGCCCCUGCCUCUGAUCCUGGAGCAACCAAGCGUUCGGUUGAUGCGCACAACAAGCCUACUAAGCGCUCAGUCGGUCUCCAAUUCUCGCCUCUAGACAAGCGUCAGUCAUCUGCACGUAUCGGCUUCCCCAACCGCAACCUUCUUGCACCUCCUUACCAGAUUGACAACGAGAAUACUGUUGAAGCCUACGGCGGUGUCUCAAACAACACUCUUGAUACUGAUAUCGUCCAUUAUGAUGGUCAUGUUGAGCUUGAUGUUCACAACCUGUACGGUACUAUGAUGAGCACUUACUCCAGAAAUGCUCUUGAAGCUCGCAGACCUAACAGAAGACCAAUGGUCAUUACUCGUUCGACUUUCGCUGGUGCUGGUAAGGCAGUUGGCAAGUGGCUCGGUGACAACUUGUCAACCUGGGAGCUGUAUCGUCAGUCUAUCCAGGGUAUGCUCGACUUUGCCGCUAUCUACCAGGUACCCAUGGUUGGUAGCGAUGUCUGCGGCUUUGGUGGAAACACCACUGAGACACUAUGUGCUCGUUGGGCAUCUCUGGGUGCUUUCAACCCCUUCUACAGAAACCAUAACGGUGACAGCUCAAUCCCUCAGGAGUUCUAUCUCUGGGACACUGUUGCAGAGUCCGCUCGCAAGUCGAUUGAGAUUCGAUACAAGCUUCUCGACUACAUCUACACUGCGAUGCACAAGCAGAGCGUGGACGGUACCCCGCUCAUCAGCCCCAUGUUCUUCCAGUAUCCCCACGACAAAGCUACCUCUUCUCUCGACCUUCAGUUCUUCUACGGCGACGCGCUGCUGGUCGCGCCUGUCACUGAAGAGAACUCGACCAGUGUGGACGUUUACCUCCCUAACGACCGCUUCUACGACUUCAAGACCUACGAGACAGUCGAGGGAGCUGGGGCAAACAAAUCUCUCACAAACGUCGGCUUCACUGAUAUUCCUCUUUACAUUCGUGGCGGAUCUAUCAUUCCUAUGCGCAAUGCCUCUGGUUACACAACCACUGAUCUGCGCAAGCAGCCCUUCAACAUUGUCAUCGCCCCUGGACGCGAUGGAAAGGCAAGUGGGUCGCUGUACCUUGACGAUGGCGACAGCAUCAAGCAGAAUGCCACUUCUGAGAUCACCCUCGAGUACGAGAACGGUGUCCUUUCCGUCUCUGGCUGCUUUGACUACCAAGCCGAGGACAACCGUGUCGUUCAGGUCACUCUUCUCGGUCAGAAGAACCACUCUGGCGGGACACCUCAGUGGAAGCAAGAUGGUGAUGGCCAAGAAUGGAGCAAGUGCGGAGAUAAUGACUGGAGCUACGAUAGUUCUACUCAUCACCUUCUGGUACAGUUCGAUCAGAAGCUGACUGGUCCCUUCGUGGUUUCUGUAUGA
Messenger RNA from Aureobasidium subglaciale EXF-2481, 2880 nucleotides. Its product is annotated as glycoside hydrolase family 31 protein. The transcript is spliced from 3 exons. The record is from RefSeq and is a predicted model, not a curated record. Gene Ontology annotation, biological process: carbohydrate metabolic process. Lineage: Eukaryota; Fungi; Ascomycota; Dothideomycetes; Dothideales; Saccotheciaceae. Gene Ontology annotation, molecular function: hydrolase activity, hydrolyzing O-glycosyl compounds; carbohydrate binding. The coding region runs from base 1 to 2880 and encodes 959 amino acids.